AACGAGAUAGAUGAGCUGAGGACAGAGAUGGACGAGAUGAGGGACAGUUUCUUCGAGGAGGAUGCCUGCCAGCUUCAGGAAAUGCGCCACGAACUGGAGCGAGCCAACAAGAACUGCCGGAUCCUUCAGUACCGGCUGCGCAAGGCUGAGCGCAAGAGGCUCCGCUACGCCCAGACUGGCGAGAUCGAUGGUGAGCUCCUGCGCAGCAUGGAGCAGGACCUCAAGGUUGCAAAGGAUGUUUCGGUGAGACUUCAUCAUGAGUUAGAAAAUGUGGAAGAAAAACGUACUGUAACAGAAGAUGAAAAUGAAAAGUUAAGACAGCAGCUUAUAGAAGUUGAAAUUGCCAAACAAGCACUACAGAAUGAACUGGAAAAAAUGAGAGAG
Nestor notabilis (Kea) is the source of this 384-nucleotide messenger RNA. Its product is annotated as protein SOGA3-like. The record is from RefSeq and is a predicted model, not a curated record. The annotation marks the transcript as partial. The transcript has 2 exons. NCBI's taxonomy places the organism in Eukaryota, Metazoa, Chordata, Aves, Psittaciformes, Psittacidae.